This is a messenger RNA of Dicentrarchus labrax (European seabass), 1163 nucleotides long. It is a transcript of the gene thoc6, whose product is annotated as THO complex 6. The transcript has 13 exons. Lineage: Eukaryota; Metazoa; Chordata; Actinopteri; Moronidae. The coding region runs from base 114 to 1085 and encodes 323 amino acids. Gene Ontology annotation, cellular component: THO complex; transcription export complex. The record is from RefSeq and is a predicted model, not a curated record. Gene Ontology annotation, biological process: mRNA export from nucleus. Gene Ontology annotation, molecular function: protein binding.
GUCAUAUUUCCUCGCCUGUGUUCAACUCUUUCUCUCGUCGCUCAUCGAUUAUUGUGCUUUAAUUUAGCGGCUUUGUGCUUCAGUGGCGGCAGUUUGAGAGGAGCAGCGGCAGGAUGGGUCCCGUAGAGCUCCUCCACAUGUCGGUUUUCUCUCAGAGUUUUUCUCCCUGCGGUCGAUUUCUGGCAGCAGGAAACAACUACGGAGAGAUCGCCCUGUUCAGCCUGUCUGCAGCUCUGAGUCCAGACGCCACUGCACAGAGUCAGAAACCUGUUCUCACAUUCACAGCUCACGAGGGUCCCGUCUUCUCGCUCCUGUCCACCGACUGUCACCUCCUGAGUGCCGGAAACGGAGAGAUCAGCGCCUGGAGCUGGACCGAGCUCAUCAAGAAGAAUGUCAAACCCCUGUGGACAAAAAGACCCAACUACAAAUCCAGUCUGGAGAUCCCGGAGAUCAACUCAAUGGUCAUGAACCCCAGAGAUAACAGUCUUAUAGUCGGUGGGGGAGACAACAACGUCCACGUCCUGGACCUGGAGCGCGGAGUCUUCAAGUUGGUCCUUCAGGGUCACUCCGACUACGUCCACUGUGUGAGUGUGAGAGAGAGGGAGGCUGAGAUCCUGUCCGGGGGGGAGGACGGAGCGGUGAGGAUCUGGGACAGCCGGACGGGUCAGUCUGUCCACUGCAUCGAGGUCUACAAGUACGAGAGCUGUGCCCGACCGCAGUACGGGAAAUGGAUCAGCUGUCUGACCACCGACUCCGACUGGAUGCUGUGCGGCGGCGGUCCGUCUAUGUCUCUGUGGCACCUUCGCUCUCUGUCUCCGACCUCCGUCUUCCCUCUGACGGGCUGCCAGAGACAAGCUGCCUUCCACCAGGACAUGAUCCUGGCUGUAGGUGAAGGUCCGUUCUUGUCUCACUGUCUGCUGGGUGGAGAAGUUAAAGCUCAGAUCCCCUGUACACCGCAGAGCCUCAACACACUGCAGCUCAACACCAACAGCACCGAGCACAGGGUGCUGACAGCAGGGGGCAGCAGCGAUCACAUCGAUGUGUUCACCAACCUGUCGUACAGAGCGUUUUCACUCCGCUUCUGACAGUCUUCAGUCGUUUAUCUGUAUUUCUACUGUUGGUAGCAUCAAUUAGUUUGAACGUAAUAAAGUAUUUUUGUCUCA